Racocetra fulgida is the source of this 432-nucleotide messenger RNA. NCBI's taxonomy places the organism in Eukaryota, Fungi, Glomeromycota, Glomeromycetes, Diversisporales, Gigasporaceae. The record is from the annotation of a GenBank genome assembly.
AUGCCCGAAUGUACGCAUCCAAUAGUUGGUAUCGGAAUAUUUGUAAUUCGAGGAAACAAAUUCCUGAUUGGUAAAAGAAAAGGAAGUCAUGGACACGGUGAGGUACUUGAAGAAACAAACCUCGAGAUCACCAAUGUAACCUAUCAAACUGUAACCAACAGUAUAAUGGUAAAUGAAAAUAAGCAUUACGUAGAUAUUUUUAUGCGUGCUGAAGUUGUUGAUGUGGAUGCUGAUCCUUUGGUAAUGGAACCCAACAAAUGUGAAGGUUGGGAAUGGGUAGCAUGGGAUGAAUUUAUACAAGGUGGUAUUACUGGUACUACUGGUACUGAAAAUAUUCAGAAUAUUCAGAACGGUGAAAUUAACAAGUAUAGACCUAUGUUUCAUCCUAUGGAAACUUUAAUUAUUACUAGAAACGGGUAUCGACCAUGUUAG